Messenger RNA from Aspergillus costaricaensis CBS 115574, 1201 nucleotides. Its product is annotated as electron transfer flavoprotein subunit alpha/FixB family protein. The transcript is spliced from 3 exons. Gene Ontology annotation, molecular function: electron transfer activity; flavin adenine dinucleotide binding. Gene Ontology annotation, cellular component: mitochondrion. Bases 84 to 1130 code for a protein of 348 amino acids. The record is from RefSeq and is a predicted model, not a curated record. NCBI's taxonomy places the organism in Eukaryota, Fungi, Ascomycota, Eurotiomycetes, Eurotiales, Aspergillaceae.
CUCCCCUCUUGACCACCACCAUCCUCCCCCUCACCCCCCAGAUUAAGAGACAGAUAUAUACACAGAAUACAAUACAAUAAAUCAUGCUCCUUCCGCAGGCAAGACUCUCCGCCUUGCGCGCCCUCCGCGCCACAACAGCACCCCGCUCCAGCAUCACCACCACCUCCGCGCUUGCCCGCCUUCUCUCCACCCUCGCCGUCCUCGAACAGCGCGAUGGCAAGCUCCAGUCCUCCUCCUUGUCCGCUAUCGCUGCGGCCCAGAAGUUCGGUGGUCCCGUGACGGCCUUUGUGGCGGGUGCUGGCGUGAAGGGUACUUCUGCUGCCGAGGCGGCGCAGAUUAAGGGUCUGGACAAGGUGUUGGCGGUGGAGAAUGAGGCUUAUGAGAAGGGCCUCCCCGAGAAUUACGCCCCGUUGCUCGUCGAGAACAUCAAGAAGGGAGAAUUUACGCACGUCGUGGCUGGCCACUCGGCGUUCGGAAAGAGUCUUCUGCCUCGUGUUGCUGCUCUGUUGGAUGUGCAACAGGUUUCGGAUAUCACGGGCAUUGAGAGCGAAGAUACCUUCGUCCGCCCCAUCUACGCCGGUAACGCCAUCCUGACCGUCCAAUCCACCGACCCCAUCAAGGUCCUCACCGUCCGCGGCACCUCCUUCCAAGGCGUCGAGACCACCGGCGGCAGCGCCUCCGUCACCGAGGGUGUCGACCCCAACACCCCCGCCCAAACCGAAUGGGUGUCCGAGGAGCUCGCCAAGUCUGAGCGUCCGGACCUUGGUACCGCCAGCCGCGUCGUCUCCGGUGGCCGUGGUCUUAAGUCCAAGGAGGAGUUUGACCGCGUUAUCGUUCCUCUGGCUGAUACAUUGGGUGCUGCCAUUGGUGCUUCCCGUGCUGCUGUGGACAGUGGCUUCGCGGAUAACAGUCUGCAGGUCGGACAGACGGGUAAGAACGUCGCACCGCAGUUGUACCUGUGUGCCGGUAUCUCGGGUGCUAUUCAGCACUUGGCGGGUAUGAAGGAUAGUAAGGUCAUCGCUGCGAUCAACAAGGACCCCGAUGCGCCGAUCUUCCAGGUUGCGGAUGUUGGUCUGGUUGGGGAUCUGUUUGAGAAGGUUCCUGAGUUGACGGAGAAGCUGAAGCAGUGAUUAAUUCAUGUUCAUGUUUGUGCUUUUGUAUGAUGUGGGUGGGAAGGUGAGGUGAUAGAUAUACCAAUGCC